Cyclospora cayetanensis is the source of this 2133-nucleotide messenger RNA. Its product is annotated as proline--tRNA ligase, cytoplasmic. The transcript has 14 exons. NCBI's taxonomy places the organism in Eukaryota, Apicomplexa, Conoidasida, Eucoccidiorida, Eimeriidae. Gene Ontology annotation, cellular component: aminoacyl-tRNA synthetase multienzyme complex; cytoplasm. Gene Ontology annotation, biological process: prolyl-tRNA aminoacylation. The record is from RefSeq and is a predicted model, not a curated record. Gene Ontology annotation, molecular function: ATP binding; proline-tRNA ligase activity; aminoacyl-tRNA deacylase activity. The coding region runs from base 1 to 2133 and encodes 710 amino acids.
AUGGCGGACAAAGAAAGGCCUACAGAGCUCCAACUCCAGCAGGAGAAGGCUCUUAAGGAAUCUCUAAAAAGCGCAGGCAUCGCUUUCAAGGAGCACAAGCACGCAAAGGCCACUACUGUCGAGGAGCUAGCCGCGGCUGUAGGAUCUCUGGGCAUUCAAAUAUGCAAAAAUCUCUUCCUCAAGGACAAAAAGGGCAGUCUCUUCCUCCUUACCGCCUUGCACGAUUCGCCUACUCCGCUGAAAGGCUUAAUGGCAAAACUUGGUGCUCAAAAAUUGCGCCUCGCGGACGAAAAGAUCCUUGAGGACACUUUACACGUCUUACCCGGCUGCGUCACCCCGUUCGCUAUUCAAAAUGAUGAAAAGAAGGAAGUGACGCUGCUGCUUGAUGCAAAGCUAAAGGACAGUACGGCUCCUGUCUUGGUGCAUCCCCUCCACAACUUUGAAAGCCUUGAAAUCGCACCAAGAGACAUCAUCUCGUUUCUCACUUCAAGAGGGAUUACCAUAACCUUCAUUGACUGCCAGGAGCUUCAAGCCUUAGCGGAUGCUCCUGCAAACGGUCCAGACGGCGCAGUUUCAAAAGCUAAGAAGUCUGGCGCUGCAGCAAAAGGCGGCAAAGAGGAUUCACAGCAGCCUGAAGCCACUUUGGGAGUUACCGCACAUAAGGCAACCAACUUUGCAGAGUGGUAUACGCAGACGAUUGUGCGUGGCGAGCUCGUUGAGUAUUAUGACAUUAGCGGAUGCUACAUCAUUAGACCCUGGGCGUAUCGGAUGUGGGAAGCCGUGCAGAAGUUCUUCGACGAUAGCAUUAAGCGCUUAGGCGUCGAGAACUGUUACUUUCCCAUGUUUGUCUCUAAGGCCAAACUGGAGAAGGAGAAGGAUCACGUCGCAGGAUUCAGUCCAGAAGUUGCGUGGGUAACACAUUACGGAGACUCUGAACUUCCAGAAAAAGUUGCCAUCCGGCCUACUAGCGAAACCAUCAUGUAUCCUGCGUAUGCCAAGUGGAUCCGAUCGCACAGAGAUCUUCCUCUGAAGCUGAAUCAGUGGAACAACGUCGUCAGGUGGGAGUUCAAGCAGCCCACUCCCUUCCUUCGCACUCGAGAGUUCCUGUGGCAGGAAGGCCAUACGGCGCAUGCGACCGAGGAGGAGGCGUUCAAACUCGUUCUCGAUAUCCUGGAGCUCUACAGACAGUGGUACGAGGACUAUUUGGCUGUACCUGUUAUCAAGGGCGAAAAGAGCGAGCACGAAAAGUUUGCGGGAGGAAAGAAGACCACGACGAUAGAGGGAUUCGUUCCCGAGACAGGACGUGGCAUCCAGGCAGCAACGUCGCAUUUGCUUGGACAGAACUUCUCGAAGAUGUUUGGGAUUGAGUUCGAGGACGAGAAAGGCGAAAAACAGUUUGCACACCAGACGAGUUGGGGGUGCACGACGCGGUCCCUUGGCGUCAUGAUUAUGACACACGGAGACGACAAGGGAUUGGUGCUUCCCCCCCGGAUUGCAGCUGUACAGGCCGUCAUUAUUCCAAUCGUCUUCAAAGAGAGUGGAAGCGCUGAGGUUCUCGCCAAGUGCCGCGAAGUCGAACAGUCUCUAAAAGCUGUCGGUGUGCGCGUAAAGGUUGACGAUAGGACAAAUUAUACGCCGGGCUGGAAGUUCAACGACUGGGAACUCAAAGGCGUGCCUUUACGGCUGGAGAUAGGCCCCCGAGACGUGGAAAGCCGGCAGACACGGGUUGUGCGGAGAGACACCUCGUCUGCUGAGAAUGUUCCUUGGGAUGAUGUGGAAACGCGUAUCCCCGCAUUGCUGGAUGCCAUUCAGCAGGCCCUAUUCACAAAGGCGAAGGCGAGAUUCGACGCAUCUAUUGAAAAGAUCACAACCUUCGAAGAGGUCAUGCCUGCUCUCAACAGAAGGCAUCUUAUCCUUGCCCCAUGGUGCGAGGACCCCCAGACAGAAACCGAAAUCAAGAAAGAGACACAGCGGCUUUCGGAGCUUCAGGCUCGCGAGAAUGCCGACGGAAUGACUGGCGCUAUGAAAACCUUGUGCAUUCCUUUCGAGCAACCCCCCAUGCCGGAGGGCACGCGCUGUUUCUUUACGGGUCGUCCUGCCAAGCGGUGGUGCCUCUUCGGUAGGAGCUACUGA